AUGUCUCAACAGUGGGAUUCGCGCUUUGACAGAGUAGCGAGCUUAAGGGCCGCUAGACCAGGGGUUCAGACAGCAGAGCUCGAUAUAAUAGGCAUCCCUGUUGUCAGCGAACAACAAAGUCUUCCAAUUGAGUUGUCGAGAACCGAUGAGAGUCAUCUACUCAACACGGGCUGGCCCCAUGUCCAAUCACUCUGGCCCAUCCUUGGGGUGGGGGAAUUCCAGGCAUAUUACGAUUCCCUGUGGACGCCGAGACGCAAAGUCCGGCAGUCAUCAGCUCUUGUCGACAGCUUACUUGCCAUAUGCAUGCAGGUCACCAGUACUGCUGUCUCCAAUAAUGAAUCAGGUCGCAGCAAUGUCCGGAUAGCCGGGCAACAGCUGUAUAAUCGCACCCGGCAACUUCUUCUAGAAGAGGAACAGGCGGCCCCAACGCUGGCCACGGUGCAGACCUUCAUCUUCUCGAGCAUCUAUCUGCUGUACGCAGACCGCAUUGAGCCUGCAUACACCACGAUCGACGGCGCAGUGCGUUUGGCAUAUGGGCUAGACCUCCACCACGAUCCCCCCGAGGAAAUGGAUGCGAGGCAGCGGGAGGUCCGGCGCCGGGUGUGGUGGGCUUUGUAUACAUUGGAGAGCUACCUCACCACUAGUAUGGGAAUGUCAUCUCUCAUCGUACAGGGUGAGGUAUCCUGCGGCUGGCCGACGAUCUCCCCAAUGGGCGGCUCAAGCUCGCAUCACUUUCAGGUGCACUGGGCCAAAAUGCUCAUGUCAAUCCAGAUUGUACGCACAGUCUUCGACCAACAACAAAAAGAGAUUCUCCGGGAAACCUACGAGACCGACAUUCGCAACCUACCAGGCCUCCUGGAGUCUAUCGCAAUGUUCAUGGUGCGACCUCUUAAGGCUGUCCGGGAAGGGCUUAAAGCAGUCCCUUCUCCGUUACGGAUUCCUCGAAAGGACGGUAGUCGGGGGUUCUCAUUCCUCUUGAAAGGAGCAACUGUUAGUCUAGACGGUAAAGCGCCCUCAUGGCUUCAGCGGCAGCAGUAUGCCCUGGAAAUCAGCUACCAUAGUCUGAGUCUGGCGGUUUUACGACCUUUUCUCUGCCUGCAGGGCGGCGAUUCGGGCUCCAUGCCGCGAGCACAUGCGCACGCUGUUACUGGCGUGAAGCAUGCCGUCACCUUAACGGUGAUCUGCCACCAGUGUCUGACUGAAAGUGAAAGUCUCGCGAGGAGUCUCCCGAUGUUCCGCUGCCAGUGGGAUAGCUGCCUAUACCUCAUUACCUUCAUUUUGGCCAAUCCAAUGUGUACCUUCGCUGCAGAAGCCCGAAAUGCGCUGGAUACUGCUGAGGUCGCAUUUGCUAUUCUCGUGAACAGUCUAGGGUUGUCGUGCCGAGCCUCAGAGAUCAUGGAUGAUCUUCGCAGGCGCGCAGAAGAGAUGGUUCAUCCUCCUGCACGCAUGGUGUCACCAAGCCAGCACGCAUCGUGCAUUGACUCCGCGGCAGCGUCCUCUCCAGGGUCUCAUGUAUCUAGCGGCGUAAUAUCCGAUCAUGGCCAUCUGGGCACGUUUGAGGGGGCAUUAAUUCCGUCUACGGUUGACCCAUCAAUUGGCUCUGAUGUGGGUAGUCUCGGAUUUUUCACAGGAGCAGAGUCCGAGCUAUCAAUGGAAUCGGCGCUUGACUUGUCUAGCCUGGCACUGGAAGCACCGAGUUGGACCGACCACAGCAUGUUGGAUGUUAACAUGAGUUGGGUGGGGGACAAUGUACUAGUUGAACCGUGGCAAAGUAAUAUGGAUUAUGUGUUUAGAUAG
This is a messenger RNA of Aspergillus eucalypticola CBS 122712, 1797 nucleotides long. RefSeq names its product fungal specific transcription factor domain-containing protein. NCBI's taxonomy places the organism in Eukaryota, Fungi, Ascomycota, Eurotiomycetes, Eurotiales, Aspergillaceae. Gene Ontology annotation, molecular function: RNA polymerase II cis-regulatory region sequence-specific DNA binding; zinc ion binding; DNA-binding transcription factor activity, RNA polymerase II-specific. Gene Ontology annotation, cellular component: nucleus. The record is from RefSeq and is a predicted model, not a curated record. The transcript has 2 exons. Bases 1 to 1797 code for a protein of 598 amino acids. Gene Ontology annotation, biological process: DNA-templated transcription; positive regulation of transcription from RNA polymerase II promoter by galactose.